Halichondria panicea is the source of this 1529-nucleotide messenger RNA. RefSeq names its product UDP-galactose translocator-like. The transcript has 3 exons. NCBI's taxonomy places the organism in Eukaryota, Metazoa, Porifera, Demospongiae, Suberitida, Halichondriidae. Gene Ontology annotation, cellular component: Golgi membrane. Gene Ontology annotation, molecular function: UDP-galactose transmembrane transporter activity. Gene Ontology annotation, biological process: pyrimidine nucleotide-sugar transmembrane transport. The coding region runs from base 360 to 1397 and encodes 345 amino acids. The record is from RefSeq and is a predicted model, not a curated record.
GGUGUGGCUAACAAAGUGGGCGGUAACCGUAAAUCUCAGUUAGAAUGCUCUGCAGGAGUCACUUUUGCUUGCCACUAGCUCUAACUGACCUGGAGUGUUCCUGGAUCAAGCUGGCUUGUCUACUAUUGUUGCAUUUUGAUUUGAAUAAAGAAAGAGAAUAAAUAAGAAAAUAGUUACUGACUCGUUCAUUAAUAAGCCACGCCUUCAGCACUUGAACUCUGCAAUCUGAUUGGGCUGCAAAAUUUCUGCAGUGACACAAAACCUGACAUUGCAGUGGUGCCCAACCCUACGCAGUUGGUUGGACUCCGCCCAACUAACCCUGCCCUAGGAUAUAUCUCUCCGUUCCAACGAGUUCAAGAAUGGCUCAAGAACUAGAAACCUCAACCACUCUGAAGUAUGCUAGCCUGCUGACUCUGACCGUUCAGAACACUCUACUCAUUGUCAGUAUGAGGUACUCUCGGUUGGUUCCCCCUGAGCAACGUUAUAUCACAACAACGGCUGUUGUCUUUUCAGAAUUUGCCAAAAUGUGUGUAUGUCUUUUGAUCAUAUUUUUUCGGGAAAAAACAUUCAAGGAAUUUGUUAAAACUCUACAUCAUCAUCUUAUUGAAGAAUGGAAAGACACGUUAAAGAUGUCUGUCCCUGCAAUCGUCUACAUGAUUCAAAAUAACCUACAGUAUGUGGCUGUUUCAAAUUUGGAGGCUGCAGUGUUUCAGGUUACAUAUCAACUAAAGAUAUUGACUACAGCUUUAUUCUCGGUAUUGCUUUUGAGCAAAAAACUUUCUGGGGCUCAGUGGGGCUCCCUGGUCAUACUGUUUGUAGGUGUGGCCUUUGUUCAAGUGCAAGGGGGAGGUACUUCAAAGGUUAAUACUACUGAUCAGAACCAGAUCGUUGGACUCAUUGCUGUAAUUGUCUCGUGCCUAUCUUCUGGAUUUGCUGGAGUCUACUUUGAAAUGAUGCUGAAAGGCUCGAAUGUGUCUGUCUGGAUGCGCAAUGUCCAGCUUGGAAUGUUUGGCUCCAUUACGGCUAUAUUGGGAGUUCUCUUGAAAGAUUAUGACACUAUCCAAAAAAAUGGCUAUUUUGUUGGUUAUUCUCCUCUUGUCUGGAUAGUCAUUUCUCAGCAAGCUUUUGGUGGUCUUAUUGUCGCAUUAGUAGUUCGUUACGCUGACAACAUAUUGAAAGGAUUUGCAACUUCGCUCUCAAUUAUUCUCUCUUGUAUUGCUGCUGUGUUUCUUUUCGACUAUUUUAUAACACCAUUCUUCGCAAUCGGUGCUGUGUUUGUAAUGGUAGCAAUAUACCUGUAUGGUAAGCCUAGAGCACAACAACCCACAUCCCCUCUACUAGCAGACAAGAAGGACCAAGAUGAACAAUUACCAAUUAAAAAACUCACACCCACGUAACUGCGACUAUACACUAUAAUAUUUUAUUUUAGAGUUUCAUGUAGAAAUUUACACCGCCAUGGAAUAUGCCAUGUAGUAUAUAUAGUGUUGAUAAGAGUGCAUGCAUGUGCAAAAUGUAUGAGUUUAAUUUAA